AUGGGAGCAGUUCGAAAGUCUACGUAUUCUGCACGACGGCCCGAUUUUCGGAGACAACUACAACGUGCCCUGAGCCUGUCCUCUUUUGAAACAGAGGAGACCCGUAGUGCGUCAAAGUCAUCCGCUGGUGACACUACCGAGGACCAGCUAUCAAUUCACUCGGAGAACGAUGGAUCUAGCGUGCAAAGCGGCAGUGUUGGUCGUAACCACGAGGCCCAGAUUGAUCCUGCGUUGUUUUCGACUGCUCGGGAUGUGGAAAAGAUUGAAGGUCAGAGAGAUCUUCCUGAAGAUCGCGACCUGAUUGCCUUGGAAUGUGUUGCAGAGUGA
This is a messenger RNA of Penicillium brasilianum, 327 nucleotides long. Lineage: Eukaryota; Fungi; Ascomycota; Eurotiomycetes; Eurotiales; Aspergillaceae. The record is from the annotation of a GenBank genome assembly.